GCCUCUCCGGCAUGAAUAUGUACUUCCGGCGUGAGGCCGGUCCUUUUCCUGUGCUGUAAACUUGAGUAAAGCGGCUUUUCAGCCCGUCCAGCUCAAUCUACAGCCAUCGACCGGUACCGAGCGCAGAGAUGACCGAGCAGAUGACCGUGCGAGGGACCCUGAAGGGCCACAACGGCUGGGUGACCCAGAUCGCCACGACUCCGCAGUUUCCAGACAUGAUUCUGUCCGCGUCCCGAGAUAAGACCGUCAUCAUGUGGAAACUCACCCGUGAUGAGACCAACUACGGUAUUCCUCAGCGAGCCCUGCGCGGACACUCACACUUCGUGAGCGAUGUGGUCAUCUCAUCAGACGGUCAGUUUGCGCUGUCCGGCUCGUGGGAUGGCACUCUGCGUCUGUGGGACCUCACCACUGGAACCACGACCCGUCGUUUUGUGGGUCACACCAAAGACGUGCUGAGCGUGGCCUUCUCUGCUGAUAACCGGCAGAUCGUGUCCGGCUCUCGGGACAAGACCAUCAAGCUGUGGAACACCCUGGGCGUCUGCAAGUACACCAUUCAGGACGAGAGUCACACCGAGUGGGUUUCCUGCGUCCGUUUCUCCCCGAACAGCAGUAACCCCAUCAUCGUCUCCUGCGGCUGGGACAAGAUGGUCAAGGUGUGGAAUCUGGCCAACUGCAAGCUGAAGACCAAUCACAUCGGACACACCGGAUUCCUGAACACCGUCACCGUGUCCCCUGAUGGCUCCCUCUGUGCGUCUGGAGGAAAGGAUGGACAAGCCAUGCUUUGGGAUCUAAACGAAGGCAAGCAUCUUUACACGCUGGACGGCGGUGACACGAUCAAUGCUCUCUGCUUCAGUCCCAACAGAUACUGGCUGUGUGCCGCCACAGGGCCGAGCAUCAAGAUCUGGGAUCUGGAGGGAAAGAUCAUUGUUGAUGAGCUCAGACAGGAAGUCAUCACCACCAACAGCAAGGCUGAGCCGCCCCAGUGCACGUCUCUGGCCUGGUCUGCUGAUGGACAGACUCUCUUUGCUGGAUACACAGACAACCUGAUCAGAGUUUGGCAGGUGACCGUCGGAACCCGAUAAAGAUGUAGAUUCCAAGAACAGAAUGCAACACGUGGAAAAAUGGAAUAAAAAUCAAUAAAUGAUUUCUUUUGUGUUAA
Megalobrama amblycephala (Wuchang bream) is the source of this 1159-nucleotide messenger RNA. RefSeq names its product guanine nucleotide-binding protein subunit beta-2-like 1. Gene Ontology annotation, cellular component: nucleus; cytosol. Gene Ontology annotation, biological process: rescue of stalled cytosolic ribosome; positive regulation of protein phosphorylation. The transcript is spliced from 8 exons. The record is from RefSeq and is a predicted model, not a curated record. Bases 129 to 1082 code for a protein of 317 amino acids. Lineage: Eukaryota; Metazoa; Chordata; Actinopteri; Cypriniformes; Xenocyprididae. Gene Ontology annotation, molecular function: protein kinase C binding; translation regulator activity; ribosome binding.